Aspergillus mulundensis is the source of this 582-nucleotide messenger RNA. Its product is annotated as bifunctional phosphatidyl-N-methylethanolamine N-methyltransferase/phosphatidyl-N-dimethylethanolamine N-methyltransferase. Lineage: Eukaryota; Fungi; Ascomycota; Eurotiomycetes; Eurotiales; Aspergillaceae. Gene Ontology annotation, biological process: phosphatidylcholine biosynthetic process. Gene Ontology annotation, molecular function: S-adenosylmethionine-dependent methyltransferase activity. The transcript is spliced from 4 exons. The record is from RefSeq and is a predicted model, not a curated record. Bases 1 to 582 code for a protein of 193 amino acids.
AUGGCAACUCUUACAGAUUUUGUCGAUUUCUCUCAAGACUCCUUGAAAUAUGCUGCGCUGUCCAUUGCAUUUAACCCAAUAUUCUGGAAUCACUUCUUGGCCCGUAUCUUUGGUAGCCCCUACUACGGCUGCUACUUCCUCGCCGUCACCAUCUUCUCCCUUGGAAUCCUACGCGACCACAUCUACCAGCAGGCCCUCGAAGAUCAGCCUUUCUAUGCCCCAGUGCACCAACCUAUUCUCGGCGGCAUUUUCUUUGCCGUGGGCUCUGUUCUCGUUCUGUCAAGCAUGUAUGCCCUUGGCGUUACCGGCACCUAUUUAGGAGAUUAUUUCGGCAUCCUGAUGGAUGCACCUGUGACCGGGUUCCCGUUCAACGUCACCGGCUCUCCGAUGUACUGGGGCAGCACUCUAAACUUUCUCGGCGUUGCGCUUUAUAAGGGCAAGGUUGCGGGUAUCCUGCUUACGGCGCUGGUGUUUGUUUUAUACUGGUUUGCCUUGAAGUGGGAGGACCCUUUCACCGCGGAAAUCUACGCAAAGCGCGAACGCGAACGCACUAAGUCGAAGCGAGACGGCAAGAGUCAGUAG